Aspergillus eucalypticola CBS 122712 is the source of this 2410-nucleotide messenger RNA. Its product is annotated as glutamate--tRNA ligase GUS1. The record is from RefSeq and is a predicted model, not a curated record. The transcript is spliced from 2 exons. NCBI's taxonomy places the organism in Eukaryota, Fungi, Ascomycota, Eurotiomycetes, Eurotiales, Aspergillaceae. Gene Ontology annotation, molecular function: glutamate-tRNA ligase activity; ATP binding. The coding region runs from base 56 to 2194 and encodes 712 amino acids. Gene Ontology annotation, cellular component: methionyl glutamyl tRNA synthetase complex; cytoplasm; cytosol. Gene Ontology annotation, biological process: translation; glutamyl-tRNA aminoacylation.
CAUCUUUUCCUGGGGCAAUUGAUCCAUUUUCCUGGGGUUUUGGGUCUUUGGAACGAUGUCGCAGUUCAAGCUUAGCCUGGCCACUAAGGCCAACCAGGCCUCUUUGCUUCCAGUCCUCCUGGUUGCUACCUCCAUCAACGAGGCUCGCCCUACUCCCGUCAUCGCCAUCAACUUCGAGGAUGCGGCUGUUCUCCCCGAGGGCGAGAAGGCUAUCGUUCAGUUCACGGGUGCCAGCGGUGCUCCCGUCUAUGGAACUGACUAUGCCAUCAAGGAGCUGCGUGCCAGCUUCCCCUUCCUUAAUGGAAAGGAUGAGAAGUCUGAGAACGAAUGGCUUUCCCAGCUCGAGUCCUUCACCACCCUUGACUUCAAGGCUCUCGACCCUCUGCUUCAGCGCCUGAACACCCACCUCCUCCUCCGUUCCUUCAUUGUCGGUUACUCGCUCUCCACCCCCGAUAUUGCUCUGUGGGGUGCCCUUCGUGGCAACCGCGUUGCCAUCUCCGCUAUUCGCAAGGGAGCCCUUGUCAACCUGACUCGUUGGUUCAACUUCCUGGAUGAGCUCUGCCCCUGGGCUAGCGCUGCAUUGGAGAGCCUCAAUGCUUCCGCCAAGGAGAAGAAGGCGGCCAAGGCCAAGGAGGGUGCCAGCUACGACAUUGCUCUUCAGAACACUGACAAGGGUGUUGUCACUCGUUUCCCUCCUGAGCCCUCUGGAUACCUGCACAUUGGACACGCCAAGGCUGCUCUGCUCAACGACUACUUUGCGCACGAGAAGUACAACGGCACCCUGUUGGUGCGCUUCGACGACACCAACCCCUCGAACGAGAAGCAGGAGUUCCAGGAUGCUAUCAUGGAGGAUUUGGCCCUGAUGGGCAUCAAGCCCGACAGGAUGAGCUACUCCAGUGACUACUUCGACCAGAUCUACGAGUACGGUCUGAAGAUCAUCCGCGAGGGCAACGCCUACGCUGAUGACACCGACAAGGAGACCAUGGCCUCACAGAGAAUGAACGGCGAGCCCAGCAAGCGCCGUGAUGCUUCCGUCGAGGAGAACCUGGCUCGUUUCGAGGAGAUGAAGCAGGGUACUCCUGAGGGUCUCAGAUGGUGCAUCCGCGCCAAGAUGUCUGUGGACAACCCCAACAAGGCCAUGCGUGACCCCGUCAUCUACCGCUGCAACCCCUCUCCUCACCACCGCACCGGCACCAAGUGGAAGAUCUACCCCACCUACGACCUGUGCUGCCCCAUCUUGGACUCGAUUGAGGGCGUUACCCACGCUCUCAGAACCAUUGAGUACCGUGACCGGAACCCUCAGUACCAGUGGUUCUUGGACACCCUCGGACUCCGCCACGUGCAGAUCUGGGACUUUGCGCGCAUGAACUUCAUCCGUACUCUGCUCUCGAAGCGUAAGCUCACUAAGCUGGUCGACCAGGGCGUUGUCUGGGGCUGGGAUGACCCUCGCUUCCCGACCAUCAGAGGUAUUCGCAGAAGGGGUAUGACUGUGCCGGCUCUUCGCGAGUUCAUUCUCAAGCAGGGACCCAGCAAGAACAUCACCAACCUGGACUGGACCCUCAUCUGGGCGACCAACAAGAAGUACAUUGACCCCGUUGCGCCGCGCCACACUGCCCUCAUGAAGAAGGACCUCGUCAAGGCCGUCAUCAAGGGCGCCCCUGCUGCUUACACCGAGGACAAGCCUAAGCACAACAAGAACCCCGAGGUUGGCCAGAAGAAGGUCACCUUCAGCGGUUCGGUUCUCUUCGACCAGGAGGAUGCCAAGACCUUCAAGCAGGACGAGGAGAUCACCCUCAUGGCCUGGGGUAAUGCCAUUGUCCGCAAGAUCGAGAAGGACGCCGCGGGUGUUGUGCAGUCCCUGGAGCUUGACCUGCACCUGGAGGGCGACUUCAAGAAGACCGAGAAGAAGGUCACUUGGCUGUCUGCUGACCAGGAACUGGUCCCCGUGGAGCUGGUCGACUUCGACUACCUCCUCAACAAGGACUCCCUCCAGGAGGACGAUGCUCUGGAGGAUGUGCUGAACAAGAACACCGAGUUCCGUGAGGACGCCGUGGCUGACUGCAACGUUGCCGAGCUGCGCGAGGGCGACAUCAUCCAGUUCGAGCGCAAGGGCUACUUCCGCUGCGACCGCCCCUACGCUCCUGGCAAGCCGGCUGUGCUGUUCAACAUCCCCACCGGUAAGACUGGCAAAUAGAUGUGCACUGAGUAGAUAUGAGUCUACAUGUUAUGAAGAUACGCAGACUAUGUGAUGUAGACGAAAUGCAAGAUUUCAAUGUCAAUUGAUAUGCGGGCAUUAUUCAUUAAUAUCUGGUUCCACGUCGGAGACUUGCAGGAAAAGACUUCCGUCACAUAUCAAGAGCAGAAAUCAGAGAAUGUUGUGUGAUUAGAUAAUAAGCUUAGCAUCCACUCG